GAUACAAUUCUUCUAGCACCGGAAUUAUUACCGUCAAUACCUUCACAUAUUAAUAAAAUAAAAACUACAAGCACAACAAGCCCACAUUCAUCCACCAUGCCAUCUUUGCGCAUCACGAACAGUCAAAUACCAUCAAUAGAUAAUCAAAAUAUUACUAAGGAUUUACAUAAAGUGGAAAGCAAAUGUGACGAAGAAAAAAUUGUGGUAGAUUAUUGCUCUAUAUGUACGGAACAUAUAACUGUUUAUGCGAUUUCUCAAUGUAAUCAUAGGAUUUGUUACUUAUGUGCUUUGAGAUCUCGUGUUUUAUUUGAAAACAGUACUUGCCCUUAUUGUAGGGCACAACAAAACAGGAUAAUAUUUACACAUGAUUCAGAUACAUCGUUUUCAACAUUAUUAUCAUCAAAAGCAUGGUAUAUUAUUUCAGAUUUUCAAAUAUUAUGUGAGGAUGAAUCAAUUUAUCGAAUGGUCACAAAUACGAUAAGGCUUCGAUGUCCGUUAAAAUCAUGUCAAGUUGCAUGUGAUGGUUGGACUGAACUUUCUCAACACGUUCGUACUGCUCAUAAAUUAAUGUUUUGUGGUAAAUGUGUAGAGUACCGAAAAAUAUUUUCAUGGGAACAUCGAUUAUUUAACCGAGAGGAAUUAAAAAGGCAUUGCCGAAAUGGUGAUGGCAAAGAAUCCAAUUUUCGCGGGCAUCCUACAUGUAUAGAGUGCAAUGUAACGUUAUACGAUCUAAUCGAAUUCCGGGAACAUUAUUUAAUGCAUCAUAGUUCAAUUCCACUUACCUUAAAUUCGUCACGAUCGUCGCAAUCGUAUCAUCAUUCACAGACAUUAUCUGCAGCAAGGCUUUCGUCAGCAUCACGUGCAUCAUUGUCAUCGCCUAUAAACAGUGGGGACAAUGGGGAAAAUGAAAACGAUGGUCCAUUCAUAAUCAUUUGCGUUUUUUCACUCAUUUUAUCAUUACUCAGAAUGUUCACUCUUCCUAGUUCUUCAAACAAAUACUUUGCCACUACCUUGCAAAUGCUCGAUACUUAUAUUUCACCUCUAUUCACUUCAAUCUUUCAACUGGAUUUGGAUGAUAAUUCUCAACUUGAAUCUGCACUUCAUUCAAUUUUUAUUUCAAUUUAUUCUAUUGGAAUAAGAGUUGCGUUUGUAAUUUCAUAUUUAACGAUGGUAUUUUGGGUGUUGAAGAGUUGGAUAAUAAUGAUGAGUUGGAUUGUAUGUGGAAUGUUUAUUUUAUGGGUACUUAGGGUUUGCUGGAAUAAUUGGAAAAAUUGGGUAAAAUCAUUGAUAUGA
Molecule: messenger RNA, 1293 nt
Organism: Racocetra persica
Lineage: Eukaryota; Fungi; Glomeromycota; Glomeromycetes; Diversisporales; Gigasporaceae
Source: the annotation of a GenBank genome assembly